Molecule: messenger RNA, 1231 nt
Organism: Anarrhichthys ocellatus (wolf-eel)
Lineage: Eukaryota; Metazoa; Chordata; Actinopteri; Perciformes; Anarhichadidae
Product: la-related protein 6-like
Exons: 3
Coding region: 1-1191 (396 amino acids)
Cellular component (GO): nucleus
Molecular function (GO): mRNA binding
Source: RefSeq, a predicted model, not a curated record
AUGGCCAUUUUGAGGUUGUGUGUUUCUUGUAGAGUUGGUGCACAAUCUGCCCAAGAUGAAGAAGGCCGUGAAGGUGAGUUGCUCUUCUUGAAGAUUAAAGCGCAGUUGGAGGAUUUGCUGUCUGAAAGCCACCUGGCAGAGGACGGCUUCCUGCUGAAGCAUGUGCAGAAGAACAAGCGUGACUACGUCAGUCUCAAGCUCCUCACUUGUUUAAAAAAGAUAAAGGCCCUGACCACAGACUGGCACACGACUCGAGCAGCAGCAGAGUCCUCAGAACUUCUGGAGGUGAACGAUGAAUGCACCAUAGUGAGGCGGAUCGAGCCGCUUCCCCAAUGGCUACUGUGUUCCCUCACCAGCAAGCACCUCCUAGCCUGGAACAUUUCUAUGAAGACAACAACUGAAGAACACACAGCGCCUCAAGACCAGGAGCAACCUUUCCUCUCCAUGAGUAUGCUCCAGAAGUUUAGCCCUUAUGGCAGUAUUAUUUCACUCUGGAUCCUGUAUCCUGGUAAAACGCUUCCCAAUGAACUGCAGUGCUAUGCCAAGUGUCACAAAGAGCUCGGCCAACAUUUGUGUGCAGUUGUGAGGUUUGAUCAUUUGGACGAAGUCCGUAAGGCCUACAACGCCCUGAGAGCAGAGGAGAAAAAGUCUAACGGUGAGGGCAUGUGUGUUGUACCUUUGGGAUUCCAGUCAAUGCACCACGUCACCAAAGACGAACCAUCAGAGGAAAACAACGAGGACCAACCUGAGGACCCUCCUUCCCAGGAAAAUCCACCUGAAACCUCACAGGAUCCAGUCCAGGAGGAACCCUCCGCGCCAGUUAAAGUUUCUGACACAUGUCAGCCCCAAAAGCCCUUGGAUAAUUCCAUGCAAAGAACCUUUGAGCAGAUCUCCACCAGCCAUAACAGCCAGUUCUCCUCCGGUUGGAAUCAGAGGUACAGUCAGAGGAGCUGGUGCUCUGGAGAUUGUGAUAAUGAGAAUUCUCAGAGCCCCUGGGUGCUGAGUCGCAAAUCUGCAGCCAGUGCAUUAAACCCCAAGGUGGCUCGGCACAGGAAUGCGUCUUACUUGAUGCAAAGAGUGCUUCGUCAGCCCUACGGCCCUGACGGCACCAGGGGCUUUCACAGCAGAGGGAAGCCGCCGCACCAUGAAGUGCUCAAACGCUCCCUUGGAAGUAUACACCACCUGUGCUGAAUAACAGAGGCAGAUGUCUGGAGCAACAAGAUGCAAACAU